AUGGACAAGAUGCUGCGGGCGCUUGCUGAACAGGGCAACGCGCUACUGGAGAUGCCCACAGGUUGCGGCAAGACGCUUAGCCUGCUGUGUGCCGCACUGGCUUGGCAAACACAACGCAAAAAGGAGUUGUUUGACCGCUCAGCCACACAGCUGCUACGCACUGCUCCGCGUGGGGACGCUGGAGGACCUCCCAAGUCUACUGCUGCUGUUGGUAGCACUGCCGAUCGCGAAGGUGGCAAGCCCCGCCAAGCCAAAGGCACAGGCGCCUACGGCGGUGCGAAAGGCGCAGGCGACGACUCUGAGGAAUCCUCCGACGACUUUGAACCCCGUAAAGCAGCACGCACACAAGCCCCAGCACCUUCUGCGGACGGCCUCCGAGGACAGCUUCCAGCCAAACAGGGCCAAACUGCCGAAGCUCCCAGCCAUAAGUCAGCAGCUGCAUCAGCAGCAGCAGCAUAUCCUUGGGAAGGUGGCGCCUCGCAUUCCUCCCCUAACUCCUCCCCGGCCGAGAACAGCGACCAAGAUGAUGAAAACUCCGAUCCUUCCAUGUUCGAUAUCAGAGGUACUGACGAGGACGACGUGCAGGACUUCAAGCCACCCAAGAUUUUUUUUGCGACGCGCACGCAUUCCCAGAUUGCGCAAGUGGUCCGGGAGUUGAAGCGUUCGGGUUACAAGCCCACCAUGGCCAUCUUGGCCGCAAAGCAGCACUACUGCAUUAAUAAGAAGGUACGCCGAACGGGCCGUGUGGAUGAGGAAUGUGACAAGUUGCUCAAGGAAUCAGAGUACGGAUGUCGUUACCGAGGCAAGGCGGCGGGUAGAGCCGGUAGAACCCCUCCGGAGAUUGGUUUACAUGACAUCGAGGAGCUGGCUGCCAAAUGCUCCAAUGGCCGCAAUCCCACCUGUGCGUACUUCGUCGCCCGGGACCUCGCCCUGACAGCGGAUCUGGUGUUUUGUCCGUACACGUACCUUCUGGAUCCGUUGGUCCGUGCGGCGCUGGGUAUCGAUGUGGGCGGAGCCGUGCUCAUUUUCGAUGAAGCACAUAACAUGGAGGACGUGUGCAGAGAGGGUGGCAGCAUGGACUUGGAUCUUGACGUACUUCGAGAGGUGGAGGUGUCGUUUCGUCUGGCAGCCCAGCUCACUUCGCGACCUGAGCUGUACUCCCCCCUGGCGGAGGUGGUUGGGCGGUUGGGUGCCGUACUGGGGCGGUACGAGGCGAGCUCGGCGGGCAUGACAGCGUGUGGCUUUGAGCAGCACGAGGCGGUGUUUCAGGGACCUCGGGCCCUUAAUAUGUUGAGUGAGGCGGGACUAGGCCCCUCGGCGGUUGGUGAGCUUAACCGACUGUACGAGCAAGCCAAGGCAUUUGAGGAAAAGGCCACAUUCUCCCUUGACGGCGACGCUGCCGAUGAAGCCGUACCCGCCUCCGUCACCCGCCCUGGUGCCGGCGGCGCGGCGCUGGCGACCUUGGGCCGCCUGCUGACCGUACUACGGCUCAUGUACGGCACCGCACCGCAGCUGCCGCCGCAGUCGCAGCUGAUACCUCACCUUCCCCGUCCUCCUCUUCCCCCGCCUCCUAAUCAUUAUCACCCUAAUGAUCAUCCGGUGCAGCAGCAGCAGCAGCAGCAAGGGCGGCUGCCGUACCCCCAUCCUCCUGUCGCCGCCGCCGCCGUCGGACCUGCUGUCAAGUCGUUAGUCCACGCCGCUGCCCUGGGUGGAAGCGGCGGCAGCGGCGGCGGCGGAGGCGGAGGCGGUAUCGGUGCAGGUGGUGAUGGUGUCAGUAGUAGUGCUGGUGGUUUCAUUUCCUCGAUGGGUAACGGGGGCGGCGGAGGCGGAGGCGGAGGCUUCAUUCCCACCGGCAGUGGCGGCGGCGCCGUCCGCUAUGGCAGCGGCGGCGGCGGCGGCUUGAUGAUGGCCCCGCCGCCGGUUCCAGCUCCCCUUCGCGACAACAGCGGCGACUACCGAUUGGUGGUGAAGCGAUGGAUCGCGCAUGGCGCCAAGGACCGGAGAAAAGCCAGGUCACGUCUUCCUCGGGGUGAGGGUGACGGCAAUGGCGAGGGCCUGGGGAGGGGCGGGGUGGGGCCUGGUGCGGCCGUGUCGCUGGGGCUGUGGUGCCUGAACCCCGCUGUGGCGUUUCGGAGCCUGGCGGAUAAGGCCCACAGCGUCGUACUGACGAGCGGCACCCUGGCCCCCCUGGACUCCUUCGCCUCGGAGCUGGGUACGGAGUUCCAUUUCCGGUUGGAGGCCCCGCAUGUGGUGGAUAUGAGCCGCCAGGUGUGGGCCGGUGUUGUCCCUCGGGGCCCUGGUGGCUCCCUCCUCUCCGCCACGUACCGGGAGAGCGGCACACUCGCGUUCCAAGACGAUGCCGGGGAGGCGGUGCUGAGAUACUGCCAGGUCAUCCCCGGCGGUGUGCUGUUGUUCAUGCCCAGCUAUAGCCUGUUGGACAGGCUGAUGAGUCGCUGGCAGUCGUCCACGGGGUUAUGGUCCCGGUUAGAAGCCGUCAAGACGGUGGUGGUGGAGCCCCGGGAGGCGGGUCGGGGCUUCGAGGAGGCCAUGAGCAGCUACUACGGGGCCGCGUCUGAGGGUAUUGACUUCGCGGAUGGUUUUGCCCGGGGGGUCAUUCUGUUGGGGAUCCCCUUCCCGGCCAUCAAGGAUACCAAGCGGCUGCUGACCGGGGAUGCCUGGUACAACCAGCAGGCCUUCCGGGCGCUGAACCAGGCUGUGGGCCGCUGCAUUCGCCACAAGUACGACUGGGGCGCCAUCAUUUUGUUGGACGAGCGGUUUCGGGGCAGUGGCCGGCAGCAGCAGCUGUCCCGAUGGGUGCGCACGGCGGUCAAGGUCCAUGAGGACUUCAACACCAGCAUCACCGAGUUGGACGCCUUCUGCAAGCGCCUCACCGCAGAGCCCCCGCGGCCUCCCCCACCCCCACCCCCUGCAACAGCGGCCCUAGGCAGCAGCGGCACCACAUGCCAGCCAGCACAUGCGCUGCCAGCACAUGCACGGACACAAGCCCCAGUCGCAGCACCACCAGCUCCAGCUGGAAAGCAGCAGCAGGGUCAAAGGGGCAAAGGCAGCGUGGAGAUACAGUACGAGGAGGAUGUGGUUCCCCCUCCAGAUUGGCCGCCCGGACAAGGACAGGCCAACGGUGGCGGCGGUGGCGGCCGUUUCGACCGGUUUCGCCUGGGCAACACAUUGCCAGCGUCAUUGCCAGCAGAAGGACAACAAAAAUUGACCUCUGUCGCUGCCGCCUCCACCUCCGCGGUGGGAGGAAGUGGUGCUUCUGGAAGACCAAUCACUGCUUACUUUGCCGCGGCACAAGGGACCGGUGGCAGCAAGCCUCUAGCGGCGGCAGGGGCACCAAGCAAAUGCAGCGGUGGUGCUGGUGGUGGUGGUGGUGGUGGUGCUGGUGGUGGUGGCAGUACUUGUGGUGGUGGCAGUACUUGUGGUGGUGGCAGUACUUGUGGUGGUGGCAUGCCGGUCAGAGUGAUGCUGCAACCACAGAACAGCUGCGAGCCGCCACAGCCACAGCCACCGCUACCGCUACCGCUACUGCAUUCCACCCAGCAUGCAACGCAGCAGUAUCAGGUGCCGGGGUCACGGCCAGGGCUCAACAACAGGUCGGUUACGGGGACAAACUUGCCAGUGGAGGUCCAAAACACGGCACUGCCCGCGCCACCCGAGCACCCACCCCAUAAGGGAUGCAGCCCAUAUGACCAGAAAGGCCGGCAGCAGCCAGAGCCAGCACCACACGGCGGACAGCUACGGCACCACUGCCAGCAGCAUCCUCAGCCGCAGCAACAGCAAGCACAGCUGCUCAUGUCCCCACCACGACCAAAUCAGCUUCCUCAGCCUUGGCAGGGAGAUGUGUUGUGCUGUGCGCCGGUCGGUGGAUCAUCGGCUGCCGUGCUAUCAUCACAGCCUUCCACACGGCCUCUGCAACAGCAGCCACAUACGCCUGUUGAGAUGCUGCGGCCCGCUUCUCUGACACCCCUGCUCGGGCAGGUGCCAGCGCUGCCGAGCUACAACUACAGCACACCGGGAUUCUGCGGCAUGGACGCACAAAGGCAAGCCCUGGAAGCAGCGGCACAACCGCUAUCUGCGUCGGCUUCCACAAUCCCUCAGACUGCAGGUUCGCAGCAAGCGCCUUCCUCGGGGCAUUUCUGGAUGCAGAAUCAUCAGCAGCACCAGCCAAGCGGCAACAUGGAACAAGGCAACGUGCACAGACCCUACCAGGCUUCAACACCACAGCCGCCACACCAGCAGCAGCAGCUGCCGACGCAGCAGCCACAACAGCAAUGGCAGCAGCAGCAGCAUCUACACCAGCAGCAGACACAGUACAAUCUAGAAGCCCGGCACGGUGGAGAGGGCGGCAGUCAAACGGGGAUCCCAGCAGCGCCGGGAGCGCCGGCUUGGUGGUGCGGCGGCGCGCAGAUGCAACCCAAGAACCACCAAACAUGUGGACAACAGCACCAGCAGCAACAAUACCCACACCAACACCAGCAUUCGGAUUUGGGACGCCUUGCAGGUCCGGAUGCCAACACUACGGCGCUUUUAGAAGGAUCGACGAGGAACUUGAGCUGUGCCGCGUCGAAGCCCUCGGAGGCGACGGGAAGCAUCGCGGGGUGCAGUAUUAGCGCCGCUGCAGGACGAGGCAACGGCGCGGCCGCUUGUGUAUCGGCGCGGCCGCGCAAGCGCUUGACAUCUAACCGCGCGCGGGAAGCUGCUAGCAAGCGCUGUCGUUUACAGAAGAAAGAUGCUGGGGUCCUUGGGCAACCUGACGGCUGCGCUUUGGAUGACUCGGUAGACGACUCUGACGAUUUUGUUUAG
Messenger RNA from Volvox carteri f. nagariensis, 4821 nucleotides. RefSeq lists its product as uncharacterized. Gene Ontology annotation, cellular component: nucleus. NCBI's taxonomy places the organism in Eukaryota, Viridiplantae, Chlorophyta, Chlorophyceae, Chlamydomonadales, Volvocaceae. The coding region runs from base 1 to 4821 and encodes 1606 amino acids. Gene Ontology annotation, molecular function: DNA helicase activity; ATP binding; hydrolase activity, acting on acid anhydrides, in phosphorus-containing anhydrides. The transcript is spliced from 18 exons. The record is from RefSeq and is a predicted model, not a curated record. Gene Ontology annotation, biological process: double-strand break repair involved in meiotic recombination; nucleotide-excision repair.